Rosa rugosa (rugosa rose) is the source of this 1372-nucleotide messenger RNA. RefSeq lists its product as uncharacterized. The record is from RefSeq and is a predicted model, not a curated record. The coding region runs from base 72 to 953 and encodes 293 amino acids. The transcript has a single exon. Lineage: Eukaryota; Viridiplantae; Streptophyta; Magnoliopsida; Rosales; Rosaceae.
CCACCUUCAUCUUCUUCAACCUUCUCUCUCUCUCUCUCUCAGAUUUUCUUGCUCUUCACUUCUUCCGUGACAUGCCACAAGUCGAUUUGGAAACCCUAGUUGCGGCCUGCGCCGGGGGCUCAAUGGAUCGGAAAAUCGCCUGCGAGACGCAGGCCGAUGGCGGAGACCAUGACCGGCCGGAAGACGAAGCCGCCGACGCCGACGAACCGGUUGUGGCGGCGGAUUUCCCGCCGGAGUCGUUCUGGCUGUCGAAGGACGCCGAGUACGACUGGUUCGACCGGAACGCCUUCUACGAGAGGAAGGACUCCACCAAAGGAAGCAACUCCAACUCCACGAACCUGCAUCCGAAUUCGAACAACAAUUCGCAGCGGUUCUCGAAGAACUUGAAGUCCAAGGCGGCGAUUAUUGGCCUACCGAAGCCGCAGAAGACGAACUACGCCGAUACGAAGCACCGGAGGAACUGUAAGGUCGGGAACGGGAGGUUGUUUCCGAAGCGGUCCGGAUCGGUCGGGAAAUCGACGGACGGGUCGAUGAUCGAGCCGUCGUCGCCGAAGGUUUCGUGCAUGGGGAGGGUCAGAUCGAAGCGGGACCGGAAGCGGCGGUGGAGGAACCGGCAGCGGUCGAGCAACGACGCGUCGUCGAUGGAGAAGUCGGUAAAACCGGUCGAGAGACGGAAGUCCGGGUUUCUAGCGAGUUUUCGGGGGUUGUUUCGGCACGGCCGCCGAGGUAAGUCGAAGAGUGACAGCCACGCGCCGUUUGGUGCGGCGGAGUCGCCGCCGAGAAGGAGCAGCAUGGCGAGGAGAGCGGCGUUCGACUACGAAACGGCGUCGUGCGACUCGCUGCCGAGGCAGAGCACGGAGAGCGAACCGCCCGGUCUGGGCGGGAUGAAGCGGUUCGUGUCGGGUCGGAAAUCCGGGUCGUGGGUCGGGGAGCACGGCAUCGACGUCGCGUAAAAGCGGCUCCGGGGCUCGGGAAUCGAGAUUUCUUGAUCCGACGGCGAUCUGUGGGGGGCUCCACAAGCGACUCGGGAAAGGGGAGGACGCAAAGUGAGUGCGUGCGUGGCGGUCGUGAAUGGCAGUCUAGAAUGGGACCCGCUUUUUCCCUCUGUUUCAAAAAAAUCUGUCGUUGGGAUGACGUGGCACGUUGAAUAAAAACGGUUUUCCCUCCAAAACGGGGUUUUUGAGAGGUAAAAAAAAAAAGUCUCAUCACCACUUUUUGCCGUUUUCUACAUUUCGUUGUCGUUUGUAUUUUCAUUGUUUUAGAAUUUAGGCGAUGAGGGUGGGUAUUUGUAAAUAGAUAUGUUUUUGCGAGUGAGCAGUUGUAAAUUUCAUUGUAAUUUUGGGUAAUAAGGUUUUGACGAAAUUCUGGUUAA